AGGAGCCUGGGCUGAAUCCCUGACACUUUUCUGCUACCUUUUCUCACCAGGGGGCCUGGCUGUGGAUUGGGUCCAUGAUAAACUCUACUGGACUGACUCAGGGACGUCAAGGAUUGAGGUGGCCAAUCUGGAUGGGGCCCACCGGAAGGUGCUGCUGUGGCAGAACCUUGAGAAGCCCCGGGCCAUUGCCUUACACCCCAUGGAAGGUACCAUUUACUGGACAGACUGGGGCAAUACCCCCCGCAUUGAGGCCUCUAGCAUGGAUGGCUCUGGACGCCGCAUCAUCGCCGAUACUCAUCUGUUCUGGCCCAAUGGCCUGACCAUCGACUAUGCCGGGCGCCGUAUGUAUUGGGUGGAUGCUAAGCACCACGUAAUUGAGAGGGCCAAUCUGGAUGGGAGUCACCGCAAGGCUGUCAUUAGCCAAGGCCUUCCACAUCCCUUUGCUAUCACGGUGUUUGAAGAUAGCCUGUACUGGACAGACUGGCACACCAAGAGCAUCAAUAGUGCUAACAAAUUUACUGGGAAGAACCAGGAAAUCAUUCGCAACAAACUCCACUUUCCCAUGGACAUCCACACCUUGCACCCCCAGCGCCAACCUGCAGGAAAAAACCGCUGUGGGGACAACAACGGAGGUUGCACUCAUCUAUGUCUGCCCAGUGGUCAGAACUACACCUGUGCCUGCCCCACUGGCUUCCGCAAGAUCAGCAGCCAUGCCUGUGCCCAGAGUCUUGACAAGUUCCUGCUUUUUGCCCGAAGGAUGGACAUCCGUCGGAUCAGCUUUGACACAGAGGACCUGUCCGAUGAUGUCAUCCCACUGGCUGACGUGCGCAGUGCUGUGGCCCUUGACUGGGACUCCCGGGAUGACCACGUGUACUGGACAGAUGUCAGCACUGAUACCAUCAGCAGGGCCAAGUGGGAUGGAACAGGACAGGAGGUGGUAGUGGACACCAGUUUGGAGAGCCCUGCAGGCCUGGCCAUUGAUUGGGUCACCAAUAAGCUAUACUGGACAGAUGCAGGUACAGACAGAAUUGAAGUGGCCAACACAGAUGGAAGCAUGAGGACAGUACUCAUCUGGGAGAACCUUGAUCGUCCUCGGGACAUCGUGGUGGAACCCAUGGGCGGGUACAUGUAUUGGACUGACUGGGGUGCAAGCCCCAAGAUUGAACGAGCUGGCAUGGAUGCCUCGGGCCGACAGGUCAUCAUCUCUUCUAACCUGACCUGGCCUAAUGGAUUAGCCAUUGACUAUGGAUCCCAGCGGCUAUACUGGGCUGAUGCCGGCAUGAAGACCCCCUCUUUCUUUAUUCCCAAGUACAUGUAUUGGACUGACUGGGGUGCAAGCCCCAAGAUUGAACGAGCUGGCAUGGAUGCCUCGGGCCGACAGGUCAUCAUCUCUUCUAACCUGACCUGGCCUAAUGGAUUAGCCAUUGACUAUGGAUCCCAGCAGCUAUACUGGGCUGAUGCCGGCAUGAAGACUAUUGAAUUUGCUGGCCUGGAUGGCAGCAAGAGGAAGAUGUGCCACUUUUGCAUGAACAGUUUCCUCAUCUUCGCCAGGAGGAUAGACGUACGCAUGGUCUCCCUGGACAUCCCUUAUUUUGCUGAUGUGGUGGUACCAAUCAACAUUACCAUGAAGAACACCAUUGCCAUUGGAGUGGACCCCCAGGAAGGAAAAGUAUACUGGUCUGACAGCACGCUGCACAGGAUCAGUCGUGCGAAUUUGGAUGGUUCACAGCAUGAGGACAUCAUCACCACAGGACUACAGACCACAGAUGGGCUUGCAGUAGAUGCCAUUGGCCGGAAGGUAUACUGGACAGAUACGGGAACGAACAGGAUUGAAGUGGGCAACCUGGACGGGUCCAUGCGGAAAGUGUUGGUGUGGCAGAACCUUGACAGUCCCCGGGCCAUUGUAUUGUACCACGAGAUGGGGUUCAUGUACUGGACGGACUGGGGGGAGAAUGCCAAGUUAGAACGGUCCGGAAUGGAUGGCUCAGACCGCACUGUGCUCAUCAACAACAACCUAGGAUGGCCCAAUGGACUGACUGUGGACAAAGCCAGCUCCCAACUGCUGUGGGCUGAUGCCCACACUGAGCGAAUCGAGGCUGCUGACCUGAAUGGUGCCAAUCGGCACACAUUGGUGUCACCAGUGCAGCACCCAUACGGCCUCACCCUGCUUGACUCCUAUAUCUACUGGACUGACUGGCAGACCCGUAGCAUCCACCGUGCUGACAAGGGAACUGGCAGCAAUGUCAUCCUGGUGAGGUCCAACCUGCCAGGCCUGAUGGACAUCCAGGCUGUGGACCGGGCACAGCCAUUGGGUUUUAACAAGUGCGGCUUGAGAAACGGUGGCUGCUCACACCUCUGCUUGCCUCGGCCUUCUGGCUUCUCCUGUGCCUGUCCCACUGGCAUCCAGCUGAAGGGAGAUGGGAAGACUUGUGAUCCCUCUCCUGAGAUCUACCUGCUUUUCUCCAGCCGUGGCUCCAUCCGGCGUAUCUCACUGGACACCAGUGACCACACGGAUGUGCAUGUCCCUGUUCCUGAGCUCAACAAUGUCAUCUCCCUGGAUUAUGACAGUGUGGAUGGAAAGGUCUAUUACACAGAUGUGUUCCUGGAUGUCAUCAGGCGAGCAGACCUGAAUGGCAGCAACAUGGAGACAGUGAUCGGGCGUGGGCUGAAGACCACGGAUGGGCUGGCAGUGGACUGGGUUGCCAGGAACCUGUAUUGGACAGAUACAGGCCGAAAUACCAUUGAGGCAUCAAGGCUGGAUGGUUCCUGCCGAAAAGUGCUGAUCAACAACAGCCUGGAUGAGCCCCGGGCCAUCGCUGUUUUCCCCAGGAAGGGGUACCUCUUCUGGACAGACUGGGGCCACAUUGCCAAGAUUGAACGGGCCAACCUGGAUGGCUCUGAGCGGAAGGUCCUCAUCAACACAGACCUGGGUUGGCCCAAUGGCCUUACCCUGGACUAUGAUACCCGCAGGAUCUACUGGGUAGAUGCACAUCUGGACCGGAUUGAGAGCGCUGACCUCAAUGGAAAGCUACGGCAGGUCUUGGUCAGCCAUGUCUCCCACCCCUUUGCCCUCACACAGCAGGACAGGUGGAUCUACUGGACAGACUGGCAGACCAAGUCAAUCCAGCGUGUUGAUAAGUACUCAGGCCGGAACAAGGAGACGGUUUUGGCAAAUGUGGAAGGGCUCAUGGAUAUCAUCGUGGUUUCCCCUCAACGGCAGACAGGGACCAAUGCCUGUGGUGUGAAUAAUGGUGGCUGUACCCACCUCUGCUUUGCCAGAGCCUCGGACUUUGUGUGUGCCUGUCCUGACGAGCCUGAUGGCUGGCCCUGCUCCCUUGUACCUGGCCAGGUGCCCCCAGCUCCUCGGGCUACCAGCAUGAGUGAACAGAGCCCAGUGCUACCCAACACACUACCUACCACCUUGCGUUCUUCUACCAUGCGGACCCACACAUCUCUGGAGGAGGUGGAAGGCAGAUGCUCUGAAAGGGACGCCCGGCUGGGCCUCUGUGCACAUUCCAAUGAGGCCAUACCUGCUGCUUCAGGGGAAGGACUUCACAUCAGCUAUGCCAUUGGUGGACUCCUCAGUAUUCUGCUGAUUUUGGUGGUGAUUGCAGCUUUGAUGCUGUACAGACACAAAAAAUCCAAGUUCACAGAUCCUGGAAUGGGGAACCUGACCUACAGCAACCCCUCCUACCGAACUUCCACCCAGGAAGUGAAAAUUGAAGCAAUCCCCAAACCAGCCAUGUACAAUCAACUGUGCUAUAAGAAAGAGGGAGGGCCUGACCAUAACUACACCAAGGAGAAGAUCAAGAUUGUAGAGGGAAUCUGCCUCCUAUCUGGGGACGAUGCUGAGUGGGAUGACCUCAAGCAACUGCGCGGCUCACGGGGGGGCCUUCUCCGGGAUCACGUAUGCAUGAAGACAGACACAGUGUCCAUCCAGGCCAGCUCUGGCUCCCUGGAUGACACGGAGACAGAGCAGCUGUUGCAGGAAGAGCAGUCUGAGUGUAGCAGCGUCCAUACUGCAGCCACUCCAGAAAGACGGGGCUCUCUGCCAGACACGGGCUGGAAGCAUGAACGCAAGCUCUCCUCAGAGAGCCAGGUCUAAAUGCCCACGUCCUCUUCCCUGCCUGCCUGUUCCUUCUCCUUUAUGGACCUCCAGUCCUAGUGCUCACUUACACAGAAGGCCCCUUUUCUAUGUGCUCGUUCUUCUCCUCCUAUCCCAUAACUGCUCCCAAGCCCAGGCUGUUUUCAACCUGAAUCCAUAACUACGUGUGCACAAGAAAUGAUGGCACAUAGCAAGAAUUUAGACCUAAAUUUUACCAUGAAUCUCACCUCUUACACUCCAUCCUGGGCCCUUGAAACUGGGUUUAGUAAUAACUCCUCGUCAGUGUAGACCUCCACCACCCCUUCCCCUGGGACUCUCAGUGCCUGCCCCAUAGCAUUGACACAGCUGAUCACCCAAGACUGCACUCUCCCCCAUCACAGCUGGCAUGACCUCCUCAAUGAGAGAACUUGCCUGCCAGGGGCUGGGGCAGGGGGUUGUGGGUAAAGAGAGUGAUGAAGGAUAGAGGCUGAGAGAAGAGAAGGUCAGCCCAGCUGGUAUGGGCAUCUGAGAAACCUCCAGUCUCAAGUGUGUUGGUAAUAUGAAAAAGCUUUGGGGGGUAGUUGUGCCUAAGUGUCCUGUCCAUUGCUGGCAGUGGACAUUGUUCUCGCCUCAGGAAUCACUGCUUUUCCAGCUGCAGAUACUGGUGAGAUGUAAGUGUUCUCAAGCUGUUCUUCCUCCUGCUGGAAUAUCUGGAGCCACUGUUACCUUCAAAUGACUGGGAGCCCCUGACACCCUCCACUGGCUGAUAAGAAUUCCCUCCUGGUGCCACCAUUGGCCGGUACCUUUCCUAAGUCUUUAAGUAACCAGGUUGUGAGCCAGUGGCUUGAGUGAAUGUUGGGCCAUGGAGGCUGAGUCUCUAAAACGUCUAAGAAGCCCUGCCUAGACCAAACAUAGCAUACCACCUGAACUUUAAUGUUCCGCCACUCUCACCCUUAUUCUCUGGGAUGCUAAGGAAAGAGAUUCUGAAAAAAUCUUUCAAAGACCAGAAUUUUUCGUAAAUGGUCAGGAAGAGCAGUUGGAUUAGAGACUUGGGACACUCAGGGCCUAAAUGGAAGUAUCCAUGAGGUUGAACCUCCUGUGUUCUUUCUCAAGUGCUCAGGGAUCUAAGUCAGUGGACAGAGAGCCUGUGGCUAUGGAGUGGUGAAGUUCCUAUUGUAACUCUUCUCAGCUGAGUGACUUACUUUCCAUGCUGAGAUGCCAUCAUUUGGUUCAUGUGCAUUCACACAAAGGUCAUGUGUUCCGCUAGUAUCAGGGGAGUUGAGACUGUUUUCUGCCCUACAACCUCUCCCUAUUUCUAUUUUUUUAUUUUGGCCCAAUUUUCCUUUUCCUUUUUUUGAUGGCUGUCCAGUGCGGGGAUCCUAACUCUUCACCUUGGUGUUAUCGGCACCAUGCUCUCCCAAGUGAGCUAACUGGCCAGCCCCACCAAUUUGCUUUUUCUGACCUAGCCUUGUGGCAGCAGCAAUCUCCAAAGUCCUAUGGAGGAGGACUAAAUAAAGAUGCAAAGGGGUGGGCAAGGAGUAGAAAGAUAGAACCACUCAUGAAGCCCUCCCAGCCCAGGGAAGACCCACGACUUUUCUCUCCAGGACGUAGAAGUAAUAGGACAAGAUGAUAGGGAUAAGAAUGGAGGGGAGGGCUUCUAGGGGAAGUUUCCUCAUUUGAAACAUGUCCCGUGGUUAUUGGUAUUGAGAAACCAGCUGUCAAACAUGGGUGAAAAAGAAGGAUAAGAUCAAAUCUUUUCUGGUAGGUUCUAAGACUGUUAGAGACAGAUGCCAAGCCCUCAGCCCCACUCUCGGUAGCCAGCCCCAGAUCUGGGCCUACCUAUACAGUGAGGCCUGGCUAAUGAGGCUUUUCCAGUGCAGGAAGUGGGAAAGGUGAGGUGCCACUUCCAGGAGGAAAGGGGGACAUUUCACACGUGAUGAGGCAGUAAAAGAAGGAGCACUUUGGGUCCUCCGACUCACAGUUGGGGAGGAGGAGAAAAUAGAAAGGUGGCAUUUUCCUGAUUGGAAAGGGGAAAGGAUCUUAUUGCACUUGGGCUAUUCAGAAUGUAGAAAGGACAUAUUUGAGGAAAUAUCUAUUGGAGCACUGAUUUACUCUGUAAAAAGCAAAAUCUCUCUGUCCUAAACUAAUGGAAGUGAUUCUCCUGCGCUCAUGUGUAAUGGUUUUAACGUUACUCACUGGAGAGAUUGGACUUUCUGGAGUUAUUUAACCACUAUGUUCAGUAUUUUAGGACUUUAUGAUAAUUUAAUAUAAAUUUAGCUUUUCUUAAUCACCU
Galeopterus variegatus (Sunda flying lemur) is the source of this 6377-nucleotide messenger RNA. RefSeq names its product low-density lipoprotein receptor-related protein 4-like. NCBI's taxonomy places the organism in Eukaryota, Metazoa, Chordata, Mammalia, Dermoptera, Cynocephalidae. The record is from RefSeq and is a predicted model, not a curated record. Gene Ontology annotation, biological process: chemical synaptic transmission; canonical Wnt signaling pathway; Wnt signaling pathway involved in somitogenesis. The transcript is spliced from 26 exons. The annotation marks the transcript as partial.